GUUGCUGCCCGGUCGUCGAGACUCGGCACCGAGCUGCGCCGGCGAAAGCUGUCACCGUCUUGCCAGGUACAUCUCGGAGUCCCUCCAAGAUGGCGACCCCUGUGACAACUUCUACGAGUAUGUGUGCUCGAACUGGAGCGCCACCUACCAACUACAUGGCGAGGCCGUGUACUCCGAGGCUGUCAUGAGCACCCGCGAACUGGAAGACCAGUUGACGGCCAUGCUCGCGGCUGGCACUGAAGACACGAGUAGCCGCGCCAUGUUCGACCUGUACAAUGCCUGCUUGAACAUGUCCUCCUCUGGUCCAGAAACGCUCGUCUUCCAGGAGAUCCUGGACAGCGUCGGCCUCAACGGAUUUCCCUAUGCCUGGAGCCUCGCCAGUUCAGCUGCUGUUGCCGGCAGGCUUCUGCGAGUCACCGGCGUCGCGCCCUUUGUACACAUAAGCUGACAGACAAAGGAAUCAAGCUGUACGGGGCGCCCACACUCUUCCCGGACUUUGUUUACGUGGCCAACGCGCAUCGCGGUUGGUAUAUAGACGCGGCGCGCCGUAUUGCCCGCAUGUCUAUGCCAGAGCUCUUCGAUUUCGAGCAGGAACUCGUGGCACUCCUCAGCGCGCCUGUCGAAGAGUACUCGACGGUGACCGUAAAAGAGCUCGAGUCGACUGCGGAGUGGAACUGGGCAGAGUUUUUGACGAACGCUAUGUUCGGCAUCCGUACAAUUACAACCGCUACCAAGGUGACGUACGAGCCGAAGCGCAUCGGAGUUGGCUUGCUCGGGCUCGUGUCCUCCGCGAAGCCAGCGCUGGUGCUCAACUAUCUGGCGUUUCGACUGGCGCUAGCGUAUGCGCCGAUGCUGCCGGGCAAGCGGUUCAGGAAGUUGAGCGACGUGGCAGUCACGCAUACGGUCGGCUGGGAAGACGGCUGGAGUGCGCGUCGCAGCCAUGUCUGCACCGUAAUAGCAGCGCGAGCUGAACCGGGACUCGCAGCUUAUCUGCUGGUCACCCAGUCGAAACACGACGAGAACGAGCCUGUGCUCAGAAGCAUGGCGGAACACGCCAAGAGGGACGUUCUCGAUUUCCUCGGCGAGAUGUCUUGGGUGACGACGUCGUUCCUGGCAAAACUAGAGCACCGCGUCAAGAAGCUCAAAACAGCAUUCUUCACGCCGGCCGAGUGGAGGAAGUUCGCGUUCCGUGCGUCUCAGUGCCGUCCGUUCAGCUGCGCUUCGGCUGGCCAUCGAGCGGUCGACGUCUUCCGGAAAAUUGUAGCGCAGCGCCAGCGUCGCCGCCUGGCGGCCAGCAGGCGGCCGUUUCCCGAUUAUCCGCUCGACCUGUUCGAGACCGAAAGUCGCGUGAUCGAUGACGGCACGCUGUUCGUGCCUCUUGGUGCAGUGCGCGGUGUUUAUCACCAGGAAGCCUUCUGGGAGUAUCACCUACCGCGCGUGCUCCUCCAGAUGAGUGCCGCUCUGCUGGACGUGUUUCGCGAGGUGUCGUUCCAGUUGCGCUCCAACUACACGGACUUGCACGACCGCUUCGCAGCCACAGAGACAUGCUUGCACGAGGCACGGUUGCCCAUGAGUGAGACCACGUCGGUGCCCUUCUCGUCGAAUGGCACGGCUCGGGAGGACGUGCGAGACCUGCUGGCUGUGGCGGCGGCGUUUCGCGCGUAUAGCCGGCUCAUCGGUAACGGCGGAGAAGGCACGUUGCCUGGUUUGCCGUUCAGUAAUGACCAGCUGUUCUUCGUUCACUUUGCGCUGAGUCGCUGCGAGAAAUACGACACCGCUUACGAAGACCAGCUACUGCGCCACGGACGCCGCGCCCACGCUGCCUACCGAGUCAACGGACCUCUGCGUCACUCGAUCAGCUUCAGCAGGGCCUUCCAGUGUCGCCGCGGCUCGUACAUGAACCUGCGGCGAAAGUGUGUCUUCUGAAACGUUGCGUGAAGAUCUUAUAGAGG
This is a messenger RNA of Dermacentor silvarum, 1952 nucleotides long. RefSeq names its product kell blood group glycoprotein homolog. The record is from RefSeq and is a predicted model, not a curated record. Gene Ontology annotation, biological process: protein processing. The transcript is spliced from 2 exons. Gene Ontology annotation, cellular component: plasma membrane. NCBI's taxonomy places the organism in Eukaryota, Metazoa, Arthropoda, Arachnida, Ixodida, Ixodidae. Gene Ontology annotation, molecular function: metalloendopeptidase activity. Bases 559 to 1926 code for a protein of 455 amino acids.